Messenger RNA from Purpureocillium takamizusanense, 3918 nucleotides. RefSeq lists its product as uncharacterized. The transcript has 2 exons. The record is from RefSeq and is a predicted model, not a curated record. NCBI's taxonomy places the organism in Eukaryota, Fungi, Ascomycota, Sordariomycetes, Hypocreales, Ophiocordycipitaceae. The coding region runs from base 120 to 3605 and encodes 1161 amino acids.
UGUGAGCGCGCCCUCACCCGCCGAGCCCUUGCUGGACAGGUCAAGACAUCCCCUCUCAGGCGCCCCUUGGCGACGCUUGAUCUCGUCACUCGUCAUCUUUGCCGCCCCUCUCUUCCGUCAUGGAGUCCUUCCUGCCCGUGGGCGGCUUCCAAUUGCCCUUUCAGCGGCGCCUCAGCCGUCUCUACAAUGACACCAAAAAGUCGAGCGACUUCGUCAAGGAGCCCGUCCGAAAUGAAGAGGACCCCGAGAUCAAGGGCUUGCACCGCAAACUGCGCAUCCAAAAGGACCGGCUCGUCAGCUGGGGAAUCGAGUGGUCUGACCCCAAUCAGUCCGCCGAGAUUGACGAGUCACUCUCCCAGGCCGGUCUCAGCGAGGUCGUCGGCAGCAUCAUGUCGACCAUCAAGGACAUUCUGGCUGAGGCUGAGCCGCUCUGGCUGAGCUCCAAGCGCAUAGUCGAGGGCCCGCGUUCGUCACCCGACAAGAAGCCGCCGCUCGUCCAGUGGGACAAGGGCCGCUUCGAAGACCUCGUCCGCGACCUUACCUCUUCCAUCGACACCCUCUAUGACCUGUCCCGGACCCGUGCCGGCGGCGUCCCGCGACGCAUGUCCAAGACGGCUGCUUUCAAGUCGUCGGCGGACGAUUACCGGCCCUUCGAGUCAAGUCGCAUGCAGACACCGCAGCAAAUCGAUCCUCAGACUCUCACUCAUCUGUCAUCAAUGGAUGGCACCCACGGCGCCAACGCCCGGCAGGUCGUUUUCAUGAGCAAGACUGCCUACUCGGAGCUCACGCAGGGCACCACGCGUGAGCCCUGGGCUCCGCUGCUGCUCGAGUAUGCCACGUUUGACUCCAUCUACGCCACGACGGGCAUCAUGCCUCCCAUGGCCCGCUUCGAGAAGCUGUCGGCUGGCCUGCAGCAGGAUCCGCAGCGAGCGCCUGGCACCUGGACGGGCCUACCGCGCCUCUUGGGCUACUUUGAAGACAUGGAAAACUCGAGGCUGGGCCUCGUCUACCGUUUCCCGCCGUCGUUCAAUGCCGUGUCCUUCGAAAAGCUCACCCAGAACCCCCUGUAUAGUCUCCCGACACUUGGUGGCCUUCUCUCGAGGCCCGAUGCUGAGCCGUUGUUGGAAGCCAAAUUCCGACUCGCAUAUAACCUCACCAACACAAUUUUCGACAUGCAUGCCCGCGGCGUUACUCACGGCAAUCUGAUCGACGCCAACAUUUCGUUUUGCGAUCUGCCCAAGUCGGGAGAGGACGCAUCGAAGUCGGUGGACAUUCGGCGGCCACUUGUAUCGUCGUUUGACUUGUUUCCCGAGGAUGAUGCACCGGCCAACUUCUCCAUCUGGCGGCAUCCCUUGGAUCCCCGCACCGCACAGGCGUCGCCAUUGACCAAGUCGACAGAUGAGCGGGUGUUGGAACUGUACUCACUCGCCAUGGUUCUUCUGUCUGUUGGUCUGUGGGAAAAGCUCGAAAGCCUAGCUCCCGAGCUUGCGACUGCACCCCUUUCUAGCUCGCUCAUGGAGAGAUUGGCCGUCAAGUGCGGCAGCCUUUACGCAAAGGCUGUUGAGGCAUGCUGGCUGGCCCCCGACGAGGAGGCAUCGGGUAAUACUGCUGGUGAGGCGCUGCUCUCGUCAGUUCAGGUGCGCGUGAGCCGCUACUUGGAGGCGUGCUGCAUACUCGAUGGUGUUAGCGGCCUCGAGGAUCGAUUGACGCAAGAGCUGCGUAGCCAUGCCUCAGAGAACCGACAGCCCACUGCGUCUGUCAAAUCCCCGACGCAUUACCCAGUCGACCGAAAGGUCUUGGCACAAGAACCAAGCGGCGCACCCAAGGCCCUGGAAAAGGCUGACGUGGCCGACGUCGAAACCGAUGACGUGCCUGGUGUUCCGGUCCCUAAGAUGAGGCUGUACCCUCACGUCCCGCUUGCGCCAGAUGUCGUCGAGAAGUGGAAUGUGAUCUUGAUGCCGCAAAUCAACCACGCCCUCCGUCACUUCUACCGCAAGCAUCCCGAAUCGGUCGAAAUCUCCCUCGAGUCUGUCGGUCCGAGCGCAAAUAGAACACAGCCGACGGUCUUGGUGGUCUGCACGUCGGUUGGCAAAGUGCGAGCAAUCCUCAAGAAGCGCCUCGGCGACCUGUUUGACGGCACCACGGGUUUCUCCCUCAAGGUUUGCCGCGGUCAGGUUCUGCGCUCGCGCAAACAUGCGGCAUCAGUCCGGCGCUCCAUGGCACGAACCCACGACGGCGAAGGCGACGACGCAGAGGCAGUCAACCCAGAGUUCCAACAGCGCCCGGGGAAUGGCGCAAGCAUCGGCGCCUGGAUUGGCGACCGCCAUCUGCCUCCGGUCAGCUUCGGUGGUUUGGUGCUAGUCGAUGACAAGCCCUAUGGCAUGACGGUCCAUCACAUGCUCGACGACCCGGACCGCGAGGUUGGUAACGCUGAAACGCUUCGUAGCAGCGCGAGACCCGGGCAUGAUUGGCUCGCCGACAUGGCGGUUGACAGUGCCGACGACGACGACGACGACAGUUAUGCCUUUGGUCUGUCGGACACCGAGUCGGAACCCUAUUCAGAUACAGACAUUACCAGCGACUACGACGAUGACGAGGAAGAGGACGAAUUCGAGCCUGGAGACAUACCCGGUAUUGAACCAGGCUGCGGAGACGGCUACAUUGUGACCCAGCCCGCGCUGGACGAUGUGGAGGAUGGGUUCUACCCGUGCGCCGAGACGGAAGACGAGGAUCACCUCGACACCUUCAGCCUUGGCGAAGUCUUUGCGUCCAGUGGCAUUCGCCGCAAACAGGCCAAUGGACUCGUUCAUGAGGUGGACUGGGCCUUGUUCGAGUUCGCCAACGGUCGGUUGCCAGACGAUAACACCAUCCCCGAAGCGUCUGAGGGGAAGGCUCUGCCUCAAAUUGCCGCCAAGAGAGACGAGACGAGCAUGUUGCGGCCAACGGCUGUCGCGCCGUCGGCGUCGUUGCCGGGCAUGGAAGUGCAGUGCAUGGCCCGGACCAGUGGAUUGCAAACCGGUCAGAUCUUGCCAACAUUGACGAGCGUCAAGAUCUACGGCCGGGCAUCCCCCAGCCACACGUAUCAAAUCACCAGCAUGCCGUCUUCGGCAGGGGACGGGGCGGACACAGAACGGACCCAGCCGAUGGGCAUCCCCGGAGACAGCGGCGCGUGGGUUGUGGAUCGCCAUCACAGCCAGCUCUGCGGGCACAUCCUGGCAUGGAGCCAGAGGAAGCGUGUCGCGUACAUAUGCCCCAUGGACGUGUUGCUUUUGGACGUGGCACAAACACUCGAGGCCACCGAGGUCAGGCUCCCUGGCGGGGAGCCCGUCGUGGCGUUUGGAGACGCCAAUGAAAGCGGCCUGCUGAGCCGCGAACACGACGUCAAAGGCGCACAGGAGGACUCGGACGAUGCCGUGGAACAGGAGCACGAUGAGAUUGAAGAAGAUGGCGUCCCGGAACUGAUUCAAAGUACGCAAAAUAUCAGCCUGUGUGAGCAAGGCUCUGCAAGCCCGAUCCGGCUGGACACGUCGAGCGAGCUGAGGGGGUUGGCGAGCCGGCUGGAAGACAUGAAGCUCGGACGGACACAGAGGAUUGGCGUGAGCUGAACUGCGACGCGGUCAAGCCGCGGUCAAGACGCGGGUUUGGCUUGGCUGCGUCUGAGGAUGGGUCGGAGAGCACACUGCGGAUUUUUGAAUAGGCAAUACCCUGACGCGUAUGAAACAAGGUUGGGCGACCGAGGCGCCAGCUGUGUGAACACGGGAACUCUGGCUCCUGUCUGUGCAGCAUGCUUGUAUCGCGUGUUUUGAGGCGACUCUCGCGCGUCGGGGUUUGGGAACAAAGCAGUUGAGACGGCAGGGGAUAGUAGGUUACGAAGUGACGCUUUGAUGCAAAACUGCUUCCAACGUAGAGAAGCAGCAC